AUGUAAACCCACAUUAAUAUAUUUUUCCACAUAUACGUGUUAUUUAGGGGAAAAUGCAAUCACCCAAUUUUCAUUUUCAUUUAGUUCUUUUAACACCAAGAAAAUAAAUUGACCAGUGCAUGAUGAUGUCAUCACGUGGUUCAGUCAGCGGGGUCAGAAUAUUGCAGGAGACAAACUGCUGUGCCAUGUAAUCAAUAAGUUCAAUCCAAGAGCUGAUGUGUGAUCACAAUCAGGAUCAGCUGAAGCUGACACCAUGCAGUUUAUAUUUGUGUCACCAGAGGGCGCCACAGCAUCACCUGAUGAGUCUUCCUGGUCCGGGACGUCCAUCAGUGUUUCUACAUUCAGGAAGCUCCAGGACAGAUGUCAGGGGGACGGCCUGGGGGCCGGAGGGUCCGGAGGGGCGGCCCAGAGCUCAGCCAAUGAGGCGCUGAGUGUGUCAUCAUGAAGAAGUGGUGGAGCUGCAGGCGUCGCUCUGCUGCUCAGACUGACGGAGAGUCGAACUACAGUCAACAUGAAGACUUCAGCUGUUUCUCUGCUGCUCGGUGUGUCCGUGCUGCUGCUGUCUGGACAGACUGUUUCUGCAGAUCCUCAGGUUAUUCUGGAGAUUCCUGCACUUCCUGUGGUGGCAGGAAGUGAUGUCACUCUGCGCUGUACAAGCAAAGAUCAGGUCGCACUCGAAGCCUUUUUCAUCAGGGAUGGUUCUAAACUUGGAUCUGGACCUGAAGGCCAGUUUACCAUCCGUAACGCCCAGCCGUCUGAUGAAGGUCUCUACUGGUGUUAUUUUGAUCAGACUGAAGAAUCUCCUCGGAGAUGGCUGAGCGUCAGAGAUCCUCAGGUUUCUCUGGAGAUUCCUGCACUUCCUGUGGUGGCAGGAAGUGAUGUCACUCUGCGCUGUACAAGCAAAGAUCAGGUCGCACUCGAAGCCUUUUUCAUCAGGGAUGGUUCUAGACUUGGAUCUGGACCUGAAGGCCAGUUUACCAUCCGUAACGUCCAGCCGUCUGAUGAAGGUCUCUACUGGUGUUAUUUUGAUCGGACUGAAGAAUCUCCUCGGAGACGGCUGAGCGUCAGAGGCCCUACUGCUCCUCCUCCACAUCCUUCUCCUUCUAUUCCUCCAUUGUCCUCCUCCCCUCUCACCUUUCCCCUCCUAACAGCUGGAGCAGCUGUGGGUUCUCUGGUUCUUCUGGUUCUGGUCCUGGUCGGGGUUCUUUGGCUCCGCAGGAACAAGACAGGAAACUGAAGACGAUCUUCUGGAUUUCAUCUUUUAUUUCACUGAUUUUUAUCUUUGAUAUUCAAUCUCUUUAUUUUACUGUAACUUGUUCUUAUCAGUGUUGCUUGUCUCUCUUCUGCCCCCCCGUCUGUAGUCCUCUGUGCCCCCUUCAGUCUGUAGUCCCCUGUGCCCCCCUUCAGUCUGCAGUCCUCUGUGCCCCCUUCAGUCUGUAGUCCCCUGUGCCCCCUUCAGUCUGUAGUCCCCUGUGCCCCCCUUCAGUCUGCAGUCCUCUGUGCCCCCUUCAGUCUGUAGUCCUCUGUGCCCCCCUUCAGUCUGCAGUCCCCUGUGCCCCCCUUCAGUCUGCAGUCCUCUGUGCCCCCUUCAGUCUGUAGUCCUCUGUGCCCCCCUUCAGUCUGUAGUCCCCUGUGCCCCCUUCAGUCUGUAGUCCUCUGUGCCCCCUUCAGUCUGUACUCCUCUGUGCCCCCCUUCAAUCUGUAGUCCUCUGUGCCCCCUUCAGUCUGUAGUCCUCUGUGCCCCCUUCAGUCUGUAGUCCUCUGUGCCCCCCUUCAGUCUGUAGUCCCCUGUGCCCCCUUCAGUCUGUAGUACCCUGUGCCCCCUUCAGUCUGUAGUCCCCUGUGCCCCCUUCAGUCUGUAGUCCUCUGUGCCCCCCUUCAGUCUGUAGUCCUCUGUGCCCCCUUCAGUCUGUACUCCUCUGUGCCCCCUUCAGUCUGUAGUCCUCUGUGCCCCCUUCAGUCUGUAGUCCCCUGUGCCCCCUUCAGUCUGUAGUCCUCUGUGCCCCCCUUCAGUCUGUAGUACCCUGUGCCCCCUUCAGUCUGUAGUCCUCUGUGCCCCCUUCAGUCUGUAGUCCUCUGUGCCCCCUUCAGUCUGUAGUCCUCUGUGCCCCCCUUCAGUCUGUAGUCCUCUGUGCCCCCCUUCAGUCUGUACUCCUCUGUGCACAGGACUGUGUUUGUUUAACCAGAAUAAAUAAAAAGCAUCAUCUACAUUUAAA
This is a messenger RNA of Micropterus salmoides (largemouth bass), 2216 nucleotides long. Its product is annotated as papilin-like. Lineage: Eukaryota; Metazoa; Chordata; Actinopteri; Centrarchiformes; Centrarchidae. Bases 512 to 1237 code for a protein of 241 amino acids. Gene Ontology annotation, molecular function: transmembrane signaling receptor activity. The transcript has 6 exons. Gene Ontology annotation, biological process: cell surface receptor signaling pathway. The record is from RefSeq and is a predicted model, not a curated record.